CACAUCCUAGUUCCAUGCCUACUAUUGUGCAAUAUAUUUGGAUAACAUUUAGUUACGUCUUCCCAUAAGUAAAUCAUCACUUUUUUUGUUCGGAAUAUUAUUGGUUCCUACACAAGAAAUAAAGAAAGCUAACGUUUGGUUCAAGAAGUAUGUCGAAGACACCAGAUAAACAAGAGCUGCCACUAGAAACGAGUCCGUACACAAAGUAUGAGGAUAUUGAAGAUUACAAGAAGAACGCUUAUGGAACAUCUGGUCACCAACAGGUUAAGCAUGGCCAAGGUGGUGGCACAACGGACGCACCGACUCUCUCGGGCAGUGCUCCUCCAUCCGCUAUUGAUUCAGCUAACCAACAAGCUAAGAAGUGAAUCACACUCAGUUAUUACAAAACAAAACAAAACAAACAUGUUUCUAUUGCUUCUGUUUUAUUUACUAUCCAAUGGGAUUUAUAUGAUGCCGUGUGAAAAUUAAAUUGUUCUUUUGUUUCUCUCUCAUAAUCCAUUGUUUUUUGUCUAAGUUUUAAUCCAUUGUUAUGAUAUCUCAUCAAAUAGAUGUCUACAAAAAUUUGGCCAUCCUGAGACAAAUUAAACGCAAAAGUAUAAACGUAAGUUUUCCGGAUCUCUUGAUAAAAAUAAUUUGGCAAAUUAUCACUUUCAAAUUUUUUUUGUCACUUUAUCAUUUAAAAGAAAUUGUAUGUGCAACAAAAAAAGUAUUAGUUUGUCAUAAUAUUUUUAAAGGUUUAUUUAUCCUAAACCCCUUACACUAUAAUGUACACAUUUUGAGUUACUUAUUGCAUAACGUAUCUUCCUAACUUCCUAAGCUUGAUGAAUUUUGGAAAAAUAGAUGUUAUAAGCAACAUUUUUAUUUUUUAAAAAGCAACAUUUUAAUUAAGUUCUUGAAUAUAACAAUCAACAAAUUCCUACGGAUACAUAUCAUUCCCAAAUAUAGUUGAGUUCUAAAGAAAGGACAUCAAAAUCUCAAGAAUCAAAUACAUAUGUUAUCUGACCACUGGCUGUUAGCUUUAGGCAUCAAAAUUUCUACUUAAUCAUUAGCAGUUAAUACUUUUAAUUGCAAUUAAAGUCAGUAAAAUAAUAAUUGCAAAAUUAAUAUGCUCAUUCCAUUAGUGAGAUGUCUAGUUACCAACAACAUUAGCUAACUAUUACUACCAUGUCGUCUCCAUAAUUAGAUAUAUACUGAUUUGGGUUUUUACGGGUUUUGGAUAAGUUCCGUCCUUAACCGGAAACAAAUUUCCCGAUAGCUUUUUUUUUGAUCAACACGAAACAUUAGUUACAGGCGUUACAGCCAAUGAAUAGCAAGAUCUCGACCGUUGAUUUGCUAUCCAAGUGAUCUAACUGCUGGGACUCGGUGGCGGUACCGUACCAUCCGGUCAAAGUAAUGCUUCGUCAACGACACCGUGUCAGUAAGAUACUUCCGGAGUGACAGACGGGGGAUCGAAGAGAUUACCUGAAUAACCGGUGGCCAGACAAAGUUUCUUCGUCUCUCUCUGCGAUUUCUCUCUCAAAUAACCAAGUUGUAGGCGAAAAUAAUAGAAAGUUAAAAAAAGUAAUAGUCCAACUACAACUAUUUAUAAGUGAAAUUUUUUAAUACUUGUUUUAAUAUUAUACAUUUUUAACAAAAAUGAUGGAAAUAAAAUUCAAAUCUACUAGAUCAUAUCCCUUUCUACGCAUUCAAGAACAGUGGUACCGCUCUCUUCUUAUUUCUUGUCAAGUUCACUUUGGAAGAUGGAAUUUCACUUUAAUAAGUUCUGGAAUGUCAUGGUACAAGUAAAUAUUGAUCAAAUUUGUCGGUAUGUAUAUUGUUAUGUACAUUUGGUUUUAGUGCACUUCGUUUAUGUGUGUAUGCGCAAUUGUGAUAGUUUAUGAAUUUCUUCAUUAC
Brassica napus (rape) is the source of this 1893-nucleotide messenger RNA. RefSeq lists its product as uncharacterized. The transcript has a single exon. NCBI's taxonomy places the organism in Eukaryota, Viridiplantae, Streptophyta, Magnoliopsida, Brassicales, Brassicaceae. The record is from RefSeq and is a predicted model, not a curated record. Bases 150 to 365 code for a protein of 71 amino acids.